AUGGCACCUCAAAGAGAGGCCCCAGUCCUUCUGGACCUGACAAUCGACAACAUCACGCCGAAUACCAACCGCAUCAAUGCACAAUGCGACGACCCGCGACUCAGAUACUUGAUGUCCCGUCUGGUGACGCACCUCCAUGAUUUCGCCCGUGAGACACGCCUUAGUACCGAUGAAUGGAUGGCGGCUUUGAACUUUUUGGUUGGGUGUGGUCAAAUCAGCAGCGACGUGCGCCAUGAAUUUAUUCUGCUAUCCGAUAUCCUCGGCCUCUCCCUCCUCAUCGACAGCAUCAACCACCCCAAGCCCCCUUUAUCAACCGAAGGCUCCGUCCUGGGCCCGUUCCACACCCACGAUGCGCCGGUAAUGCCGAGCGGCGGCGAUAUGUCGUCUGACCCCGAGGGCGAGCCACUACUGUGUAUCUGCACGGUCAAAGACACACACGGGAAGCCCAUCCAGGGCGUGCAGAUUGACAUUUGGGAGACAGACAGCAGCGGACACUAUGAUGUUCAGCACGAGGGACGGGAUGAAAAAGGACCGAGCGAGCGGUGCGUCAUGGAGAGCGAUGCAAACGGUCGGUUCUGGUUCAAAGGCAUCAAGCCUGUGAGCUAUCCGAUUCCCCAUGAUGGCCCAGUUGGGAAAUUGCUGGAGAGACUUGGACGGCAUUGCUGGAGGCCUGCGCAUUUACAUUUCAUGUUUCGGAAGGAGGGGUUAGACAAUUUGAUAACGGCACUCUAUCUCAGAGGCGAUCCAUACGAAACCUCCGAUGCCGUGUUUGGCGUCAAGAAAAGCCUAGUCAUCCACCUUGACAAAGUGGAUAAGGCCACCGCCGAACAGUACGAUGCUAAAGAAGGCGCUUGGCUGUUGAAGCACGAUUUCGUCUUAGUCACCCAGGAGGAUGCUGAUAGGUUGAGAGACCAGAAUGCGACUAAGGCACUCGAGAAAUUAGGGCUGAGGAUGAAAUUGGUGGAUCAUCUUCCCAUCCCAGAUGUCGACUGA
Molecule: messenger RNA, 993 nt
Organism: Pseudomassariella vexata
Lineage: Eukaryota; Fungi; Ascomycota; Sordariomycetes; Amphisphaeriales; Pseudomassariaceae
Product: dioxygenase
Exons: 3
Coding region: 1-993 (330 amino acids)
Biological process (GO): catechol-containing compound metabolic process
Molecular function (GO): ferric iron binding; catechol 1,2-dioxygenase activity
Source: RefSeq, a predicted model, not a curated record